Rhinocladiella mackenziei CBS 650.93 is the source of this 2397-nucleotide messenger RNA. RefSeq lists its product as uncharacterized. The transcript has a single exon. The coding region runs from base 1 to 2397 and encodes 798 amino acids. NCBI's taxonomy places the organism in Eukaryota, Fungi, Ascomycota, Eurotiomycetes, Chaetothyriales, Herpotrichiellaceae. The record is from RefSeq and is a predicted model, not a curated record.
AUGUCUGGCCAGGCGAAGCAAAAUUUAACCAGCCUUGGGUCUGUAUCCAUGUGCGUGGCAAUGGACAAGUCCGGCAGCACGUGGGGAAAGACUUUGGCGACGGAGGUCUCUGUGGUGAAAGAGAUUUGCCGACUUCGCGCAUCCACAAACAUCCAUCCUGUCAAUCUCCUGCCUUGGUGCGAUUCAACCUUGAAGCCAAUCAAACUCCCAGAGAACAAUGUCGCCAUGGAAGCUCUCACAGGAGGCGGCGGGACAAAUCCAGGUGUCCUUUACAAGUCUGAGGACUGUCUAAAGAUCAUCCAAGACUCGGAUCUCUGGUUUCUUCUCACAGACGGCCAAAUCGACGACCGAUUGGUUGAAAACUUCGCUCUCCAAACCACUAAGAGCGGUGUGCACAACAAAUCAGUUGUUAUCAUCGUAUUUGACAGUUUCAGUGCCGGCCCCCCCUUUGAGCGCAAUAUCUCUGUGGGCAUUGCGCUGUAUGCUGUAACUCCAAACAGUUUGUUCUUGUUCUACGACCUAUCCAGUGGUAAGAUCAAACUCAUGCAAGCCAAGGGUAGCUUCGCGAGUUUGCUUCCCAGGAAGAACAAUGAGUAUGUGCAGCCAAAAAUCAGUAAAUGGACGACGUGGGCCGAACUCCCUCAGGUGGCCUUGGAAGAUCUCCAACGCGUGCAGGUGGCAUCUGUAAUGGCACUCACUGAGCAGGAAAUGGCGCUUCCAGACGGACUGAUUGUCAAAAUGGAGGACCUCCUGUCUGGUGACGUCGACCCAGGAACCAUCGAGCAGAUCAUGAAAAAUGAUGAUAAUUUAAAGAGUAUCGUCCUGGCCUCCAUGAUGAGAGGAACCGGAAAAGAGCUUGAUGCUUUUCUGGAGUCGCAAAAGUUGCCUAUGCCGGAGAGGAGUACCCUACGCCACGACGUCGGUCAGGCGCAGAAGGCGGUCACACAGCUUCUCGAGGCAUUGAAUAACCACUCAGACAAGGAUGAGCUAGAACGUCUCCGACAGGCUUUACGAAAGGCUCAUGAGAAGAAUGUGCUUUACAUGAAACAUCAGAGACGCGACGAAGACGACAGAAGAGUACAGGCCGUAGCACAAAAUCAGAAAAUGAGGUGGGGCCAAAACAGGGGCCUUCUUAAGAAAGGCAAGCCGGACAGGUGGGACCUUGGCGAUAACAUGGGAGAUGUGGACGAGUGGGACUGCGAGCAAAGAGACUGGAGAAGGGAAGAAGCGGGCAUGUCUGCCGAUCAAGUGUUCUUGCCUGGGUUCAUCCGGAAAGAGCCUAUCGAUGAGUUUAAGGGCAAUUGCAUGCUCUGUCGCCGAGACUCGGUACUCGCUCUUCUCCUCAAGGCGCCUCCAAGUUUUCAGACGCCGAACUUUCCUGACCAGGGGUCAUACUCCAGGCUGACCUUUCCAUUGGCAAUGGGUAGCUUUGCAGAGCUCGAUGUCAUGUCCUAUUUUGUCUGUUGUGACUGCUGCGCCCACUAUCUCGUGCACAAUGGCAUGUCACCAGAAGGGGAAACAAUCAUCAAUGCACUUUGUCUGGUUGGGGUCAACAACAACCAAGGCGCCUGGCUCGAGAGGCUGGAAGCCGCUGUCAGAGGAAGAUUCGAAAUCAAGGAUCUUUGGGCAAUUUAUCUUGCUAUCUUGGACAAGAUGAUCACUGAGAAUGAUAUGCGUCGUGCCGCAGCGGGUGCCAAAUCACUCUUUUCUGAUGCUGCAAGCUGGGUCGUUCAACGCCUUGAGAAGAUCACACAAGUCUCCUCAACAUUGAGUCCGGCGUUCGGCGCUCAAGACUCCUCGCAGCUGACGGUCCUCAGUGACAUUCUUGCAAACGAGAAAUUUAAUGACCCUGGCAGGACUGACAAUGUCGACAUCUACCUCCUUCGAUACCCACUUCCUGGCUUUCCAGCGAUCUUCCGGCUGUUAAGAAAUCAUCUGGGCGCCGAUCAGCUGCGCCAAGUUCUUUUCCAGAGACUGGUGUUUCAUCUGAUCGAGGCGUUCUUCAGCGAGCGAGGUGGCACUGCCAUCUCACCACAGAAGCAGACGCUUCUUGAUAAAAUGCUGGGUCUCGACACCAGUGACGGCAUAGCUGCACUACAGCAAGAUAACAUUGUCGCAGAGGUCGCAGUAGGGAUGCUUGUGGACCAGAAUCUCCUAGAACCAGGAGUGAUUUCUAGCUUUCGAGCAAUCCCCGAGUUCGAGGACAUCGAGAGACAAGCUAGACCAGCUCUUGCCGUCUUUCUGCAUUAUUUGACGGAGUCUGGAAGGUUGUAUACUUCCUCUGUUGCGUGCUUUAAUGCCCUGAAGGGAAACUCAUCGACGAGAGAGGUGCUCCAACUUCCACUUAAAAUCGACCAGAAGAAGGCGAAGGGCGUGAUUUCUCAAAUUCAUUUGUAG